Molecule: messenger RNA, 489 nt
Organism: Cheilinus undulatus (humphead wrasse)
Lineage: Eukaryota; Metazoa; Chordata; Actinopteri; Labriformes; Labridae
Product: type-2 ice-structuring protein-like
Exons: 5
Coding region: 1-489 (162 amino acids)
Molecular function (GO): signaling receptor activity
Source: RefSeq, a predicted model, not a curated record
AUGAAGAUGUGGACUGUGUCUGCACUGCUUUGUGCAAUGAUGGCUGUGACCGUCGGAGCUGCUGCGGACCUUCAUGUUUUUAGUAAAUCCUCAAACUGCCCCUGUGGAUGGACUGAGUUCCAGGACCGAUGUUACAUCUAUGUCUCAAAGACCAUGACGUGGUCUGAGGCUCAGAGAAACUGUCAGAACAUGAAGGCCAACCUCGCCUCCGUACGCAGCUUUGAGGAGUACACCGCCAUACGGGGUUUAACCGCUGUUGAUCAGUACGGAAGCACGUGGAUUGGAGCGUCUGAUGCUCAGCAGGAGCGUUACUGGUUCUGGGCUGAUGGCACUCCUUUCACCUUCACAUACUGGUGUUCUUAUCAGCCUGACCACAGCGGGGUUGGACCACAUUGUUUGCACAUGAAUUUCGGAGUCAACAAAUGCUGGGAUGAUGCUGAAUGUAAAGCUCGCUUUCCAUCUGUCUGUGCCAAGAGAGUUCUGGCAUAA